Molecule: messenger RNA, 2294 nt
Organism: Clarias gariepinus (North African catfish)
Lineage: Eukaryota; Metazoa; Chordata; Actinopteri; Siluriformes; Clariidae
Gene: omd
Product: osteomodulin
Exons: 3
Coding region: 107-1198 (363 amino acids)
Molecular function (GO): protein binding
Source: RefSeq, a predicted model, not a curated record
GAAAUUUCUCAUUUCCCUUAAGUAACAUAGCUCAAGCUGAGAGGAUUCUCUACUUCAGCACAACACCCCCCAGGAGGAGCACAGAGAGAGGAAAACAAAUCCAAUAAUGGGUAUCCCAAGUACAUGGUCAAUAUUUUCACUCAUUUUGAUCAAAGUGUUGGGUCAAGAUUAUGAAAUCAGUUAUGCAGAGUAUGAAACUGAAGAAGAAUCACUGCCGGAGAUUCCUUUAUUUGUUGUGCCUGAAGAAUCAGACUCUUACGUUUUUCCAUCAAACGAAUGUGCCAAGGAAUGUUACUGUCCCCAUUUUAAUCCCUUUGCAAUGUACUGUGACCAUCGUGAUCUUAAAGUAAUACCUGAUGUCCCUAGCCACGUCCGUCAUUUAUACGUUCAGUUCAACACCAUCAACACCAUUACAGCAAAAUCUUUCACCAAUGCUACAUCUUUGAGAGAAAUCAACCUUAGCCACAAUAACCUGAGAAAAGUAGGGAAAGAGGCAUUUAGUAAACUUCAACACCUCACAAAGCUUAAUCUUGAGCACAACAAUCUAGUGGAAAUUCCACCUUCUUUACCCAAAACUCUUCAGAUCCUCCAAAUGGGCUUCAACAAAAUCUCAAAGAUAUCAUCCAACCUUAUACAAGACCUAGGAAAUAUCAUAGCGCUUGACCUGUGUGGCAACAGACUUACAGAUGAUGGUAUUAAAGGAAAGGUCCUGUCUGGCUUUAAGAACCUCCUGCAUAUCAACAUGUGUAAUAACAAACUCAAGACUAUGCCCCCUGAUCUCCCAGCCUCACUGCUGCAGCUAUCACUCGAGAACAACUCCAUCACAUCUAUACCUGAGGGAUAUUUCACGAAGACCCCAAAUAUCAUGUCUCUUCGAGUAUCCCACAACCAAAUUAAAACAAUUCCUUACGAAGCUUUUAACCUCUCACAACUCAUGGAACUCAAUCUGGGUUAUAACCAACUCUCCCAAGCCUUUUUUGUUCCUAAAAAAUUAGAGCAUCUCUAUCUCAACCACAACAUCCUCAAAGAACUUAACGUCACUUUAAUGUGCCCAACGCUGGAUCCUGACAGUCCCAACAUGCUAACCUACAUUCGCCUCGAUCACAAUAAACUGAGAGGACCCAUGGAUUACUAUGCCUUCACUUGUUUCCCAAAGAUUAGCACGAUUUUUUAUGGUGAACAGCAGACAGAUAACUAGUAUAAGCCACAAAAAACAUGAAUACCAUUCACAGGGUGGAAAAAUUUCAGCAACCAAAUAAUUUUGUUUAAAAAUAGGUGACCCUUUUUAUUUUUGGUUAGUAGAGUACAAAAUGCAAAGAUGUUUUGGACAUUAUAUACAAGAAAAAUAUGACCAACAUUAGUAAAUUAUGAGGAAAUUUGAUGCUAAUGAUUAACCAGCCAAGAGUAUUCACACAAAAGGGCUUACUUUCGAGCUGCACAAUUUGAUUUAAUAAAAAAUGUUUUACACUGCAAUUAUUUUGAAACAAAUUGCGAUCAAAUUAAUUUAUUGAUCCCCUCAAGGGUAUUUAAAUAAAUAAACAAAUACUUAAAUUAUUAACAAACUCUUCAUAAACUCAUGUCUAUGAGUAUAUUACUUGCAAAAAAAUCUGUUGUGAUUAAACAAUUGCACAGGUCCACAUUGCAAUUUUGAUUAUUAUAUAAUCAAUUGUGCAUCACUAGUUUUCUUCAUUUGUAUCACUUUAUAACAUCAAUGAAGAGAGUAACAGAAUGCAAUAACAUAUGUAGAGUGAUCAAACAUGUUAAUUUUUGGUGUAUUGUUAAAGUUCUCAAACAGUCCUCACUACUCCUUUUUAAUUUAUUUGACAUGGAAAAAAGUAUCUACAUGCCUUAAGGAUAUUUUGCAAUAAGACACAGACCACCCAAAAUGGCAAAUGCAGGAAAACUGGCCCUGUAUGCAAACAUGCAGCUUAUGCCACAUAUUUAAAGGAUUUAAAAGUAACUAACAGGCAGAUGGGAGGUAUGGGAGUUAUUAACUUACAUUUUAAGACACAAAUCCUUCCUUCAUUUAUUUGAAUGGAUUCUUUGACAAAAGGCUCGACAGAAGCCAAGAUUCCACCAUGCAAUAACCAUAAUACUAGCUAUCAUUUACAUCCUUACAAAUGAGAUUUUUGUGCAUGUGCAUGAAUGCGGUUAAGUUUGCUGACUUUAAAAUAAACAUACUGUACAAAAAAAUAUUUUUAAAAUGUGCAGAAAAUGUAUAUUAAUUAAUACAUACAUGUAAACAAUGUCUGUAUAAUAGUAUUCUUAUUUCUCUAGCUUAGCUGCAUUAUUUU